Sarcophilus harrisii (Tasmanian devil) is the source of this 1535-nucleotide messenger RNA. It is a transcript of the gene FREY1, whose product is annotated as chromosome 6 C11orf94 homolog. The coding region runs from base 1005 to 1505 and encodes 166 amino acids. The transcript has 3 exons. The record is from RefSeq and is a predicted model, not a curated record. Lineage: Eukaryota; Metazoa; Chordata; Mammalia; Dasyuromorphia; Dasyuridae.
CAGGGCGAGAGCUCUGGAUUCAGUACCUAGUAACGAGCAGGGGGGGGUUCCUAACCUUGAAUGGUGUGUAUACACGGGGCCUGGGUCUUAAAAAGCUGAUGAACACCCCCUGGGUGGAUGUUUCGGGGCAAAGGUACCUCCUGGUAGAGAUGUGACAAGGAGAGGAAGUUGGGGGAUUGUCCAGAGGGAUUAUUCAGAGUUCCUGCUGAGCAAUGACCAUCUUUUCACCUGUCUCGGGCCCCUUUGGGCAGAGGAGACAUGAGGGGAAGGUAGGAUUGGGUUUAGGUCACAAGGUUGGCCCACUGUUGGCUACAUUCGGCAUCUGGGACUUUGCUGCCCUGGAGAUUUCCAGAAGACAGCGCCUCACAUCCUGUGCAGGGCAAACAGGCGCCCAAGUCCCUUCAGUAGCAUUUGCCUGAUUUUGCCACAGGACUUUGGAUGAGUCACUAUUAUCCCAGGGGGAUUUCCUUGGGUCCUUCUGCCUGGUGUGUUGGUACCAGCAAGCAAUACAGAGCGGGAUGCCCUCUUGUUCUUGGCUUAACGGGCAAGGCCUGCGCUCCCUAGGUUGGGGGAGAAUCUCGUGUCCCUGGGGGAUUUCUCUUUUCUCCAGGGGGGGAGCCUUUCCUCAGUUUCUCUGUAAAAUGGAUCCGCCAUCAAGGUCCAAAGGCGGCAGAAGAAGCCUUCGGUUGCUCAUCCUCCUUAGGCAAUGACACGGGGUGUGACUUGCCUUGACCAUCAUACACCCGUUGGGGAAGAAGCUAGUUAAUUCUUCAGGGAAGGCCCCGGAAGUUCAUGGACAAGAAGGGGCGGAGACUUCCUACAGGCUUCUCCGGCAUGGUUGGGACCCCUCUCUCUGCCCCCAGUCCUCCUGAUGCUUGGUCCUAAAGCCUGGCCUCCCUCCCUCCGGCCAUGGUGGCCAAGUCCUUCCCCGCCCAGCCCGACGUUUAGUUGUGUCCCAACUGCUGUGGCCACAAGGAGGCGCCACCUCCCCCGGACACCAGAGGAUGGGCUUGGAUGCCCGGCCCUGGGGUGUAUUCCCAGGCUGGCAUGCGGGCGGGCACACCCUAGUUAUAGGCCCAGCCUUAGUGGAAGGGGCUGAGGACCCGAGGGAGCUGGGCCGGGGGCAGGGCCCUAGAACGCGCCCCCUUUGUGAGGCGGCCGAGGGCACGUUCCGUGACUCCUGGGAGGAGGGGCUGCAGGUCGGAGUCCUGGGGAGGCUCGCCGCCAUGCUGGGGUCCCCACACCUUCGGACGGGGCUCGGGCUCUUCGCGCUCUCCUUUGUCCUGGUAGCUGCACACCCUCAGCCUGAGCUGCAGAGGUAUCGGCACGCCUUCGUUCCCGAAGAGCCCGACAUCAUGGAGCUCCCCAACGGCCUAAUGGAUGAUUACGGGAUCCUUCCCAAGCACCCGAGGCUUCGAGUUGCCCACCCCUUCCUCUCCAGAGCCCAGAAGCGCAAGCGCGACGGGCCAGAUUUGUCCGAGUAUUACUAUGACGCCCACCCGUGAUGAGACCCUAUAAAGUUCUUGUCUGCACUG